Colletotrichum navitas is the source of this 924-nucleotide messenger RNA. RefSeq lists its product as uncharacterized. NCBI's taxonomy places the organism in Eukaryota, Fungi, Ascomycota, Sordariomycetes, Glomerellales, Glomerellaceae. The coding region runs from base 1 to 924 and encodes 307 amino acids. The record is from RefSeq and is a predicted model, not a curated record. The transcript has 3 exons.
AUGCAACACCCUACUUUCGGCCACUUCCUCUUGGCGAGCAUCCUUGCCGUCCAAGGUGCUCAUUCCUUCUCUCUUACCCCCGCGGGCCAGGUUGCUCAACGCUACGCCGCACCUGUCUUGGCACUUGCACUUCCUGUUCUUGCUGCGCCCACUGCCGUUGACAUCGAGGCCCGCGAGCCUCACCACCGUGGCAAGAAGACCAACAACGGCGGCAAGCGUGACGAGUCGUCUGCUAUCGAGGCCCGCGAGCCUCACCACCGUGGCAAGAAGACCAACAACGGUGGCAAGCGUGACGAGUCUGCCAUUCAGGAUGCGGAGGACGCUGCUGAUGAGGAUGAUGUCGAGGAUGAUGAGUCGUCUGCCAUAGAGGCCCGUGAGCCUCACCACCGCGGCAAGAAGACCAACAACGGCGGCAAGCGUGACGAGUCGUCUGCUAUCGAGGCCCGCGAGCCUCACCACCGCGGCAAGAAGACCAACAACGGCGGCAAGCGUGACGAGUCGUCUGCUAUCGAGGCCCGCGAGCCUCACCACCGCGGCAAGAAGACCAACAACGGUGGCAAGCGCGACUUGUCUGCUGUUCAGGAUGCUGAGGAUGCUGCCGAUGAGGAUGAUGCCGAGGAUGAUGAGUCGUCUGCCAUCGAGGCUCGUGAGCCUCACCACCGUGGCAAGAAGACCAACAACGGCGGCAAGCGUGAUGAGUCUGCCAUCCAGGCCCGUGAGCCCCACCACCGUGGCAAGAAGACCAACAACGGCGGCAAGCGCGACUUGUCUGCCGUUCAGGAUGCCGAGGAUGCUGCCGAUGAGGAUGAUGCCGAGGAUGAUGAGUCGUCUGCCAUCGAGGCUCGCGAGCCUCACCACCGUGGCAAGAAGACCAACAACGGCGGCAAGCGUGAUGAGCUCUCGGCUAGCGUCUUCGCUGCUUAA